GCGCUGCCCGUGCGCACCGGGUCGACGGGCAGUCUUUUGGCCCCGAACCGGGUCGUUGCGGGUUGCCCUCUUGCUGGCUGCAAAAGCGUCUCUUGGAUGCCACCUGCUGGUCAGGUGGUGACACUCCCCGCGUUUAUGGCUCCACUUGGGUCGUUGCAAGUGCCGGCAGGGAGGACGAUGCUCACAAGCCCCGGGCGCACCGCAACAGAUGGGCGCGCGUCUCCGGCCGGCGUCGGUGGCGCGACUGCUGGAUCCUUGCACCCCCCGCCCAGCCAGCCCAAUGGCACGAUGCUCACAAGCCCCGGACGCAGUGCAACGGAUGGGCGCGCCUCGCCGGCUGGCGUCGGUUCCGCGACUGCUGGAUCCCUGCAUCUCCCGCCCAGCCACCCCAACCGCACGAUGCUCACAAGCCCCGGGCGCACCGUACUAGCUGACGGGCGCGGCUGCCCCGCUGGCGUCGGUUCCCUGCACCUCCCGCCCAGCUAUCCCAACGGCCUGGCGAGUCCUGGAGGCCUUCUGCCACCGACAGCGAAGUCUCCGCCACCGAGUGCUCAUGCGGCACAGUCGCCCCAUCAGUUUGCUGCCAAGCUGCCGGCACACCCAGCGACUUUCGUUGGCACUCCUCCCCGUGCGGUCGGGGGCACCGGGCCCGUGCUUUAUCCGGGAAGCCCGGGACAGCUCAGCCCAUCGACUGGAAGUUUGGUGGCACCUCCUGCUUUGCUGUCGCCUCAGAGCUUCAGCUUGACGGUCAAUCCAGCCCAGGUGUUGGGUGGGUCGCCGCAAUGCUCGGCGCGAUCCCCUAAUCUGGUACGAUCGGCCAACAGCUUCAGCUCAGGAAGCUUGCCACAGAGAGCGUUGUCUCCCUCGCCAAAGGUUUUGCCUGGCUUGCCUUACCAGGCCGUGGCUCCUCCAGGUGUGCCUGGCACGGUCUCUUGCUGUACGAGGAGUGUCUCGCCCUCCUCAGUGCCGUUAUCUCCGCCCGGGGUCCGAGCACAGGCGCCCGGUGGCCAAGGCUUGAAGUUCGUGCCACAAGUGCUCCCGUCGCCAAGCCCCUUGCCACAGCCCUGGGCGAUGCGCCGGUCGUAG
Symbiodinium sp. CCMP2456 is the source of this 1086-nucleotide messenger RNA. Lineage: Eukaryota; Dinophyceae; Suessiales; Symbiodiniaceae. The record is from the annotation of a GenBank genome assembly.